AUGUUGCAAUUGUUGCCUGAUAAUUGCAUGCAAAGUCUGCCAGCUGAACUUGUGCUAUUUUUAACCAGUAUGCAGUCACAGUUCAAUGCACUUAACGAACGUACAGCACAUUUGGAAUCUCUUGCUGCCGAAAAUGUCCAAUUGCAUGCUCAAUUAGCUAAUGUUGCUGCCUCUCAAAGACUGUUCUUUGACAAAACUGGUCCUGAUGGUUUUGAAUAUGUUUAUAUUUCUCGCUCACGUCAUAUUACGCACAGUGAAGUGCGCUACUCUCUCCGCACUCUUGGUGUUGACACUGGUUGCCUGUUAGAUAUUAACUUUUCUGCUCGUGGAGUUAUUGGAAUUCUUAUUCAUGUGCAGUAUCUUGAGGAAUUUAAGUCCCAAUUAGCUAGUGCUAAGGUCUCUCUUGUCAACAACUUUGAUCCACUUGAUCCUAAAAAUGUUGCUGAUCCCAAGUUUGUUAACUUGUCUGUCUCUGUUCUGCCAGUUGCUCACUUCUUUGUCCAGUCAGGAUGGAUUGGACUUAAGGAAAUUCCUGCCCGACCAGUAGCUGAGCACUUUGGAUUGUGGAAUGCUAAUGGACUUCAACCUCAUGCAAUUAAAGACGUGCUCAACCACUGUCAAUCUCUUCAUAUGCUUUUUAUAACUGAAACAUGGCUCUUAUCCCCAGCCCGUCUUCCGACCUCAUGGUCUCAGUUUCAUCUCUAUGGAUCUCCUGUUGCUGGCAACUACCGCGAAUGA
Molecule: messenger RNA, 738 nt
Organism: Phycomyces blakesleeanus NRRL 1555(-)
Lineage: Eukaryota; Fungi; Mucoromycota; Mucoromycetes; Mucorales; Phycomycetaceae
Exons: 4
Coding region: 1-738 (245 amino acids)
Source: RefSeq, a predicted model, not a curated record